GAUAUUGAUACAGAUACACAGUUACACACACAAAAACCCACCUAAUAUAUAAAAACCAAAUCUCGAAAGGAAUACAGAUACCAAACCUUCGCACAUCUCCUAGGGUUUCGUUUUCGUCACUAAGCAACAAUGGCGACAGCAGCGAUUGAACAAAACCAUCCAGACCAAGCAGUUUCAAGCGAGACAUGCACGACCAGAGCGGCUUCGUCGAAGCAAGGCGAGGGUCUGAGACAGUACUACCACCAACACAUCCACGAUCUUGGGCUCCAGGUUCGACAGAAGACUCACAAUCUCAAUCGCCUAGAGGCUCAGCGCAACGAUCUCAAUUCCAAAGUGAGGAUGCUUAAAGAAGAACUACAACUGCUUCAAGAGCCUGGUUCAUAUGUUGGUGAAGUAGUCAAAGUUAUGGGAAAAUCAAAGGUCUUAGUGAAGGUUCAUCCAGAAGGAAAGUAUGUUGUUGAUAUUGACAAGAACAUAGAUAUAACAAAGAUCACACCAUCUACCCGAGUUGCUCUUCGCAAUGACAGCUAUGUGCUUCACUUGGUAUUACCCAGUAAAGUAGAUCCUCUUGUUAAUCUUAUGAAAGUUGAAAAAGUUCCAGAUUCUACGUAUGACAUGAUUGGUGGUCUUGAUCAGCAAAUUAAAGAGAUAAAGGAGGUCAUUGAGCUGCCAAUCAAACAUCCAGAAUUAUUUGAGAGUCUUGGAAUAGCUCAACCGAAGGGAGUCUUGCUCUAUGGGCCACCUGGUACUGGUAAAACACUUUUGGCAAGGGCUGUGGCUCAUCAUACCGAUUGUACCUUUAUAAGGGUUUCUGGCUCUGAGUUAGUUCAGAAGUAUAUCGGUGAAGGCUCUCGAAUGGUUAGAGAACUUUUUGUUAUGGCCAGGGAGCAUGCUCCAUCAAUCAUCUUUAUGGAUGAAAUUGAUAGUAUUGGAUCUGCUCGUAUGGAAUCUGGAAGUGGCAAUGGUGAUAGUGAAGUGCAGCGGACCAUGCUGGAGCUUCUGAAUCAGCUUGAUGGAUUUGAAGCAUCAAACAAGAUCAAAGUUUUGAUGGCUACAAAUCGCAUUGAUAUUCUGGAUCAAGCCCUUCUGAGGCCUGGAAGAAUUGACAGGAAGAUAGAGUUCCCAAAUCCUAAUGAAGAGUCUCGUUUUGAUAUCUUGAAAAUUCACUCAAGAAGAAUGAACCUUAUGCGUGGGAUUGAUUUAAAGAAGAUAGCUGAAAAGAUGAAUGGUGCAUCUGGUGCAGAACUGAAGGCGGUUUGCACUGAAGCUGGUAUGUUUGCUUUAAGGGAGAGGAGGGUUCAUGUAACACAGGAAGAUUUUGAGAUGGCAGUUGCUAAGGUGAUGAAGAAGGAAACUGAGAAAAACAUGUCCCUGCGGAAGCUCUGGAAGUAACCUUUUCAGUUGCUUAUUUUCUAUUGUUCUUCCAAGUUGUAAGAUCACUCAUCACUUUCUUUCUUUACAAGAAAAAGAGUUAAAACAGUAGAGAAUUUUCCAGUAGUAAAUUUCGGUUACUGGAAUAACAACUCUCUCCCCUUCUAGUGUGCUGAAUAGUAUUCUUUCUGCAUCGAUUGAUAUCUUUACACCCCAAACAUUCGACUGGCUCCUUUUCCCUUUGAACCGGCACACUGUUUUUUCAAAUUUUUUUGGUUCAAUAAUAUUUUAGAUUUACAUCUCC
Molecule: messenger RNA, 1675 nt
Organism: Cornus florida
Lineage: Eukaryota; Viridiplantae; Streptophyta; Magnoliopsida; Cornales; Cornaceae
Product: 26S proteasome regulatory subunit 8 homolog A
Exons: 9
Coding region: 130-1392 (420 amino acids)
Biological process (GO): proteasome-mediated ubiquitin-dependent protein catabolic process
Cellular component (GO): proteasome regulatory particle, base subcomplex
Molecular function (GO): ATP hydrolysis activity; ATP binding; proteasome-activating activity
Source: RefSeq, a predicted model, not a curated record